This is a messenger RNA of Leptopilina boulardi, 2880 nucleotides long. It is a transcript of the gene EloA, whose product is annotated as transcription elongation factor B polypeptide 3. The record is from RefSeq and is a predicted model, not a curated record. Gene Ontology annotation, cellular component: nucleus; elongin complex. Lineage: Eukaryota; Metazoa; Arthropoda; Insecta; Hymenoptera; Figitidae. The transcript has 9 exons. Gene Ontology annotation, biological process: transcription elongation by RNA polymerase II. Bases 68 to 2383 code for a protein of 771 amino acids.
UUAACCUAAAGUCUUACAGCUCAUGAGCUCAGCUGACUGACAGUUGAAUUUUGUCAUCAUUUACAAUAUGUCUGUAAUAGAAAAAGUGCAACAUUAUCAACGGAGUAUAGAAAAAUGUUACGACAAUCAAGAAAGAAUGAUGUAUUGUAUAUCCAAACUUUAUCAGUUACCUGUCACAGUACAACAUUUACGUGAAACUGGCGUAGGAAGGACAGUGAAUUCUUUGCGUAAAUUUGACGGUGGUGUUGGUGAUGCCGCAAAGGCUUUGGUAUGUAAAUGGAAAACUAUGGUAGCUGAUGAAGAUUCAAGCGAUCCCGAAGAUGAAGACGAAGCUUGUGUACCAGAUGCUCCUGAAAGUUACAGUGAAUCUCCAGAAUCACCCAGUCCAGAUAAUACUUCUGAAAAUAAUAUAACAAGGCAUAAUAGUGAAGGAUCAAAAGAAAAAUCUGGGAGUAAAUCUAGUAAACAUGGAUCUUCAGAGCAUAGUUCAAAGUCUUCAUCAAAAGGAAAUACAAAUUCUGAAGUCAGUAAAAGUAGAAGUUCCGAUAAAGAAAGGCAUUCCAAAACUGAAUCGAGAGGCCAUGAACAAAGGCAUGAAUCUAUUAAUAAAAAGCAUUCUUCAAAACAUGAAUUAGAUAAUGAUAAGUCAAGAAGUUCACAAGAUUCAAAAAAGAGGCACGAUUCAAGGGAUAAAAGUCGAAUUGAUUCUGAUAUUGGUAAAGUUUCAAGUAGUACUGAGGCAUAUGAAAUGAAUGACAAGGACAAUCAUAGAAAGCGUAAACAAGAAAAAUCAUCAAGGGACAAAGAGAAUAUCAAGAAAAAAAGAUAUUCAGAAUCUGAUAAUGAAGAAGAUAAUUCACGUCUUAUUAUUAAUUCUCCAAUUCGUUCUGAAUCUGAAUCACCUAAUGCAGAUUCUGAAACACUUGCCUCUUUAGAAUCAGGAAUUACAAAGAAAAAAAAUACCCAUUCAUCAUCAUCAUCUUCAUCAUGUGAUAAAACAAUUUCUCAAAAAGAAACUAGUGAUAAAGAGAAAAAACGAAACAAAGAAAAAAGUGAUAUAAAACACAAAUCAAAAUCCGAAACAGAAAGGGAAAGUUCUAAACCAAAAGAUUCAAAGAAAGAUGAUAAACGUAAAAAAGAAAGUCAUAAUUCUAGUUCUAAACAUUCUUCUUCUAAGUCAAAAAGUUCACAUAGUUCUUCUAGUAGUAAAGAUCGUAUUAGAAACAAUGAUAUAGAUCAUGAAAAGGAUAAGAAACAUAAGAGGGAAGAUAAAUCGAAAUCUAGUGAUAGUAUGGAAAAUCAGAAAGAUCAGAAAUUAAAAAAGAAAAUCAAGAAAGAAAAUGGUGAUGAAAUUGAUGGAAUUGAUUCUCAAUCAGGUACAAGUUUUGCAGAAGCUCUUGGUAUGUGUACAAUGCCUCCUCCCUCACGUAAACGUGAAAAAAUACCCAGUACUUCAUUUGUGACAAAACCAAUUAAAAUAGAACCCGGUACUUCUACAUCUACUAAGACAAUAACACCAUCAAUAACACCGUCGACAACAAUUAAGACUGAAGCAAAUCCAUUAUCACUUUUGUCACCAAAUGCCAAAUUAGAACCAUUAAGUGUUGAUUUGGCAGCAACAUUACCUGAAAUUAGUCCUAAUUAUAAGCCACUAGCUCAUAAUUUAAUUCCAAUGAAUCGAAAAGUAGAUGAAGGUAGAGCUUUAUCAGAAGCAAUUUACUGUAAAACUCAAAGAACAAAAGUUUUCUCUGGAAAUAAAAGUAGUCUAACAAAUAUACCCACUUUGUAUGAAUUGUGCAUUAGAGUAUUAAUAGAUAAUAUUGAAGCUCUCGAAGUUACGGGCGGAGUACCAUAUUAUAUAAUAAAACCAGUUUUAGAAAGAGCAACACCUGAUCAGCUCUUUAUGUUGGAACACUAUAAUCCAUAUCUCAUUGAAGACACGGAUCCUUUAUGGCAAUUUCAUUGUAAUCGUGAAUUUAGAGCACAAUCGAGAGAAGAAAUGGAAUCUUGGCGCGAUAUGUAUAUGCGCUGCUUAGACGAAAGAGAAGCAAAAUUAAAGGCCGUUACUGCAAAUAUGAAACAAUCAAUGGACAAAUCACAACCAGUGAGAUCAACAAUACAGGUAUAUGAUCAUCACAUUAAACCACCUCGAAAUGUAUUGCGAAAACAAGCUAAAUACGGAACUGCAAGAGAUUUACCAAUUACUUCAUCGGAAGUUAAGAAAAAAUUAAUUUCCGGUAAUACUCAUAGUAAUGCUACAUCAACUUGCCCACCAUCGCCAAUAGCUCGAAUAAAAGCAACAUCUUCUACUAUUGGAAAAAAAACAAAAGCACCUCUAAUGGCAAAAGCUAUUAAAUUUAUAAAAGGAAGUUACAGACGAUAGUUAUUGUACAACUAUGUAUUUUUAACAGUCUGCGUAUAUUUAUAAUAUUAUCAUUUAAAAAAUGCAGAUUUCUUCCAUCAAUUAAUUUCGAAAAAAAAUAUUUCUUCAACAAUUUUUACGCAUUAUAAUUAAUUGCGUAAAUGUUAUUUCACAGUGAUUAAAAAAAAAAAAACCAAUCACAAUGCUUUUAUUUUGAAUAUAAUUUAACUUAAGCAAAUUUUUAAUCCACCAUUGUGUUAAAUGAUGUUUGUAAAUUUUUUAAAUUUUGUUCGUAUGUAACUUGAAAGUACUUUUUUUUGUAUAUUUAAAAAGAAACGAUAAAUGUUAUUUUCUGUGAGUAUUUGUGAUUUUGUAUAAAAAUGGACUUCGUACAACAAUGUUUGAUUCUCAAUUAUUACGAGAAUCAGUUAUAUGAUCGCAUGGUGUGAACAUGUUUAAACUUUAUUUUUUAUACAUUAUUAUAAAAAAAAAUAUAUUGCUUGUAAUUAAUGUUAUAA